AUGCAAGAAGAUGUUGAAUAAUCAGAAAUGUAAAAUAAAUGUUAAAGUGUAAUAUAAGAAAUCACCUUAAGUUAAGAAUUUGAAAUGCCAAUCAAUAAAACUAUGAGAUUUGUGAUGAUUCCUCCACUUUCACAAAUUAAAUUUGAAGAUGAAAAAAAAAGUCUUAAUUAUUAUUCUCAUGCUAAGGAUGGAAACGAAUUCAAAUUUUAGAUUGAAUUUGAAAAUAAGACUGAUAAUGCACAUAUUUUUGUUUACUGUAAACCUCUUAGCGAAUAAUUAGAUCACUCGUAUAUUUUAAUAAUAUAUUUUAAAUAGAAAAAUUUAUAAAUUAUCAAGUUCAAUUUAGAGUAAAAAAACAAAAAAAUAAAAAGAUAUCAAAAUAGAAUAAAAAGAGAAUUGUAUUAAAUUAUUACUUACUCAAAAAAUCAAGGAAUAAAAAUUUUGUUUAUUGAAUGAAAUUGUUAUAGAAUAAGCACCAAAAUAUAAUAGUAGAGAUGAAGUAGGAUUCACAGGAAUAAUCAAUAAUUCAGCUACAUGUUAUAUGAAUAGUGUUUUUUAGAUCCUAUUUCAUCUUGGUAUUUUUGAAAAGUUAGUGUAUUCAAUAAAUUCUGAUUAACAUAACUAGUUUCCAUGCACAGUAACUUAUUUAAAAGAUUGUUUUGUAGCUUCAAGCCUUAUUCUAUAAUCUAAGACACAGUUAAAUAGCCAUUUCCACAUAAGAAAUUAUAAAUUCAUUCAAAUGGGACAUAGAUCAAUAAGCUAUUUAAUAAGAUGUUUAGGAAUUCAUAAUGGAACUUAUUAAAGCUAUUUGUAUUAAAGCACCAGAAAUUGAAAACAAUAUAAACUUUCUAUUUUAAGGAGUCUUAGAGCAUCAUAUUAAGAAUGAUAAAUUUGACAAUUCAAAUUAAGAAUAAUUUAUGGAUAUCUCACUCAAUAUUACUAAUUCUCUACAUGAAUCUCUUAAAUUAUUUGUAUAAUCUGAAUAAUUAGAUGCAUAUACUCAUGAUGUAUAUGGUAAAUAAGAAGCGAUAAAAUUUCAUAGAUUUAAAAAAUUGCCACCAAUUUUAUUAAUUAAUUUAAAGAGAUAUUAAUUUGAUGGAUAAUGUUUUAAAAAGAUUCAUGAUUAUUUCUCAUAUGAUUAUGAAAUCAAUUUCAAAUAAUACUUAAUAGAUCAAGUAGAUGAAUUCUAUCAACUUUUUGCAGUAUUAGUACAUAGAGGAGAAGCCAUUAAUCAUGGUCAUUAUUAUUGUUAUAUAAGACCAACUUAAAAUCCAGAUGAAUGGUUUAAAUUUGAUGAUAAAAUAGUUACUAGAGCAACAAAAUAAGAAGUGUUUUAAAACAAUUUUGGUGGAGAAUUCAUUUAUGCUUAAUAUAAUUGUGAUUUAGAUGAAAUCAUGACUAAAAAAAAAAAUAGUCCUGAAACUGCUUAUAUGUUAGUCUAUAUUAAAUCAAAUCAUCCUGAUAUUCUUGUAAGUCCAUAAAAUUUUCCUGAAUGGAUUUUGAAAUAAGAACAAUUACAUAAUGAUACUUAAUUUGAGCAAAAGAACUUCAUUUAAACAAAUAUAUUUACUAUUAAUCAUUUGAAUUAAAAUCAAUGUCAAUAAAUGAAAACUGGUAUAAUUUUUCAUAAAUCAGCAUUAAAUUAAUCGAUUGAUUAAAAUGUUAUUGAAGAAUUCUUUGAUUAAUAUACAACACCUCUUAUUAUACCCAAAGUCAUCACAAUUUAAUAAAUCAUAGAUCAAUUUAGUGAAAAAAUUGAUGUUGAUAAAAAAUGUUUACAUUUAUUUAUGUAUAAAAUAUCGCAUUUGAAACCAAAUUUGGAAUCUAUAAUUCAAAUGUAACCAUAAAGAAAUUUAUCUUAUUAUUUAGCAAAUAAAAUUUACUUAUUUGGAUUAAUGUUAAUAUCUACUAAUUUUGAAGAUCAAAUUCUUAUAAAUAACUACUUUGGAGUUGAUAAGAUUAAAUUAGAUUUAGUUCCUUAAGUUGGAGGUAAGAAUUCCAAAGAAAAUAAAACUGUUAUUAACAAUAAAGUUUUAGUAUUUAUUAAAACAUACUCUAAUAAAAUUAUGGAAUUUGAUUAAAUAUUGCUUUUAGAAAAAGGAUAACAAAUUUCAGAAAUCCUUAAUAGAGAGUAUACAAAUAAUGAUUAAAUUAUAAUCUAUUAUUAAAAUGAUGGAUUAGAAUUUAAAUGUUAAGAUUAAGUAUUAAAAAAUAGUGAAUAUGUACAAGUUUAUAUAGAUUUUUAAAAUGAAAUGGCUGAGAAUAUUGAAUAAAUUAAUAAUUUAAGAGAAGUCAUUAUCAAAGUUGUUAAUGAAUAAUAAUGUACUUCUUAGUUAUUUAAUAAAAAUGAUUCUACUACAUCUCUAUUAGAUUUUCUUGCCCAAUUAGAAGAUUGUAAAUAGGAAAAUAUUUAGAUUAAAUAUAAAGAUAAAAAAGGGAAUGUAUAAAUUUUAUAAUAAUAAAUUAAAAUAGAAGAUUUAAUUUAAUUUGAUAAUAAUAUUACUUAUAAAUAAACAAUCGUUCCAAUCGGAGCAUUAAAAGAAUAAAUGAGUUUUUAGAUAGAUAAUCAAACAUAUAUUAUCUUAAAGAGCAUGAGUUUUGCUGAAUUCAUGGAAUAAGAAAAAAUUCCUUAAAAUAUAUAUGUUCCGUUGCUUAUUUCGAAAAAAGACAAAAAAUAAGCAUAAGUCUAAUUAGAUCUUACAUAAAAAAUUUCAAGAUAUACAUACAAACAUGAUAUUAAAUUUUUAGAGCCAAUCAUUCUUGGAACAGAUAUUUAUUUAAUUUGCUUUUUGUAAAGUGUUGAGAUAAUAUUAUUAUGCAACCCAAUAUUGUGUUAAGUAUCUUAGAAUACUACAUUAGCAGAGACAGUUAAUAAGAUAAUUUAGUUUGUUAGUUAAAAUACUAUUUAAUAUAAAUCUUAAUAGAUUUAGAUAAGGGAGGAUUGUAUUUAUAGCACUGAAGAUAAUAAGACUAGAAGGUUAGAAUAACAAAUACGUAUUCGAAUAAAUAAUUAAGAAAUUUAAUAGGAUACUCAAAUGGGAAUAGGAUCGAUAAUGCCUGAAUUCAAAUAAUUAACAGUUGUAAUGACAUUCCUGACAAUACGAGAUACAAAGGUUGAGAAAUUGAGAUAAAAAGGAGUGCAAAUAUUUUGA
This is a messenger RNA of Paramecium sonneborni, 3152 nucleotides long. The record is from the annotation of a GenBank genome assembly. NCBI's taxonomy places the organism in Eukaryota, Ciliophora, Oligohymenophorea, Peniculida, Parameciidae.